This is a messenger RNA of Thermochaetoides thermophila DSM 1495, 1116 nucleotides long. RefSeq lists its product as uncharacterized. The record is from RefSeq and is a predicted model, not a curated record. The transcript has 3 exons. Lineage: Eukaryota; Fungi; Ascomycota; Sordariomycetes; Sordariales; Chaetomiaceae. Gene Ontology annotation, molecular function: transmembrane transporter activity. The coding region runs from base 1 to 1116 and encodes 371 amino acids. Gene Ontology annotation, biological process: transmembrane transport.
AUGUGGAUAGUCUUGUGUGUUACAGAGUCCUUUCCAACCUUCCAAGCGAUCUCCUUCAUCUGCGGCUUCACCACCGUUACUCCCCAGCUCAUGCUUCCCCUUGUUGGCGACCUCGCCCCGCCCCAUCGCCGCGCAAGUUGCCUAUCCAUCGUUGUCUCGGGUCUCUCUCUCGGCAUUCUCGUCGCCCGCAUCCUCUCAGGUGUCCUCGCCAACUACACACACUGGCGGAACAUUUACUGGUUCGGCCUCGGCGUGCAGUACGUGGUACUGGUGUUGUUGUAUGUCUGGAUGCCAGACUAUCCAUCCAAGAACCCAGGGGGACUGAAUUACAUCAGCAUGUUGGCUGGUAUCGUGAAGUUAUUAGUCACGGAGCCAUCGUUGCUCCAAGCCGCGGCCGUCGCGUUCUUGCUGAGUGCGGUGUUCACCUCGUACUGGACCACCCUGUCUUUCCUGCUAUCGUCCCCUCCGUUUGGGUACUCAUCGAUGGUCAUCGGCCUGUUCGGCUUGAUCGGUGUCGUGGUGAUAGUAACCGCACCUGUGUACAGUCGAGUUGUCAUCGACAAGGUGGUGCCGUUGGUGUCGGCGAUCAUGGGGCUGGUGGUUGAGUUGGUUGGUGUCAUAGUGGGCACUUUCGCCGGGCUGCAUCAUAUCGCUGGGCCGGUGAUUGAGGCGAUUGCGAUUGAUCUCGGGUCACAGUUCGCACAGAUUGCGCUGAGGUCGUUGAUUUAUAGUAUCCAACCGUUGGCGAGGAACAGGGUCAAUACGGCGUACAUGAUUGCUGCCUUCUCGGGGCAGUUGACGGGUACGGCGGUGGGUAAUCGGCUUUAUGCUUUGGGUGGAUGGGAGUACAGUGGUAGUUGCAGCAUUGCCUUCAUUGGCUUCGCUCUCAUCAUAUGCUUCCUCCGUGGACCGCGCGAGACAGGCUGGGUAGGCUGGUCAGGUGGUUGGCCGAUACUUCGGGACGACUUGCCCUCUAGGAAGAAGCAACCUAGUGUCGAAGCUCCUUUGUCUGGGCAGCAAACACCAGUAGUUCAACGAGAGAAUGAUGCUAAGGAUUCGGUAGUGGAUUCUGGUCAUGGGAAUCAUGAAAAGAAGACGGAUACAGGGCUUAGAUAA